CCACGUCGCUGUCUCUUCAUGUCCCUCACGCUACCGCCACCCACGCGGUGGCAGCCAACGCUGCACGCGACACAGGCGCCCGCGCCGCCGCCCGUCGAUGCUCGGAUAGAGGAUGAGGCGGCAGCCACUGCGGCGGCCCAGGCGGCCGGCUACGAGGGCCGGCGCAUCAGGCGCUUCAUGCAGCGCAGGACCGUCGACUACCACCCGGGCAUGGUGCGCUGGGGCCUGCGACGAGCAACAGCCACAUGUGUGCGCGACGACAAGUUUCUUCUCCCGAGCGCACAUCACAUCGUCGAUCUCCUGCCGCCAGCCGCAUACGCAGAAUCCAGCCAGGCCGUGACGACGAAUCUGGUGCACACGAGCACCAACAAGAUUCGCUGUCCCGUCAACGUCUGUCAAUGGACUCCCGAGGGACGCCGCCUGCUGACCGGCUCUCAAUCGGGCGAGUUCACCCUCUGGAACGGCCUCACGUUCAACUUCGAGACGAUCCUCCAAGCACAUGACCAUCCGAUCCGCGCAUUGCUCUACAGCAAGUCCGGCACGUGGAUCCUCAGUGCCGAUCAGGGCGGCGUCGUCAAGUACUUCCAGAACAACAUGAACAACAUUCAUGCCAUCCCUGCGCACCGAGAGGCGGUGAGAGGCCUCAGCUUCAGUCCGGACGACUCGAGAUUCGUCACAGCAAGCGACGACUCGAGUCUCAAGAUCUUUGCGUUUGAUGAGGCGAGGGAGGAGAAGACGCUCAAGGGGCACGGAUGGGACGCGAAGUGCGUCGCAUGGCAUCCCUACAAGGGCCUCAUCGUCUCGGGCUCCAAGGACAACCUGCUCAAAUUCUGGGAUCCGCGCUCUGGCGGCAAUCUGGCGACGUUUCACGGUCACAAGAACACGGUGCAGGCGGUCAAGUGGAGCCUGGAUGGCCAUCUCGUGGCGUCGGCGUCGACGGACCAGACCAUCAAGCUGUACGACAUUCGCAGCAUGGCCGAGUUGUACACGCUCAAGGGGCACCAGAAGGAGGCAUGCUCGCUCGACUGGCAUCCUUCACAUCCCGACCUUCUCGUCUCAGGCGGCGGCGAAGGCUCGAUGCAUUUCUGGUCGCUCAAAGCCUCCGAUCCAACCGUGCCAGUCCACUCGAUGGAAACAGCACACGACUCCAACAUCUGGAGCAUGGCGUGGCAUCCCCUCGGCCACGUUCUCGCCUCAGGCUCCAACGAUCACACAACGCGCUUCUGGGAGCGCGCACGGCCGGAGGAUGGCAGGCGAGAGGAAGGGGACAGUGCGGGCCUGGAGAAGGCGGCGAGAUGGAAGAGCGCUGCCAAGGGCGGAGAGGAGUGGGACGACGACUUCAUUCCCGGCCUCAACUCGAAUCGCCGCGUGCCUCCGCCUCGCGGCGACGGCAGCGGCGUGCCUUCGCGUGCGCCCUUGCCUCCGUCACACGGCGGAGGAUUCAAUGGCGCGCCAGCAAACGGCGGCAUGGGCGGCGGCGGCGGCAGUGGCGGGCCAGGCGCAGGCUUUGCGCCUCGCAUGCCGAGCUACGGCAAUGGCAGCGGCGCCGCCACGCCCGGCUUUGGCGGCGCGGGAGCGCCUGUGCCGCUAGGCAUUCACAACCACAAUGGUCCGUCUGCGAUCAAGCAGGAAGUGCCGCCGCCGCGCUGGGACGGAGGCGCGGGCGGUGCUGCUGGAUCCGGCAGGGCGCCGUUGCCGAUAGCGCAUCAGCAGAUGGGCUUCGCAGGCGGGCCUCCGCCUCAGCAGCAGCAGUGGAACGCACCGCCGGGCUUCCAGCAGCAGCAACAGCCGCCGGGCUUCCAGCAUCAGCAGCAGCAAGGCGGCUAUGGCGGCCCACCGCCACCGCAACAGCAAGUGCAAGGACAGCAAGGCAUGCAGCAGCAGUACCCCUCGCUGGGACCGCCGCCGCCGCAGGCCAGAGGCGCGGGACCGAUGCGCCGCUGGGGCGCUGGGGGCUGAGCAAUGAGAUCAGCGUGCAAAGAGA
Messenger RNA from Tilletiopsis washingtonensis, 1984 nucleotides. Its product is annotated as WD40 repeat-like protein. Gene Ontology annotation, cellular component: mRNA cleavage and polyadenylation specificity factor complex. The record is from RefSeq and is a predicted model, not a curated record. The coding region runs from base 19 to 1959 and encodes 646 amino acids. The transcript has 8 exons. NCBI's taxonomy places the organism in Eukaryota, Fungi, Basidiomycota, Exobasidiomycetes, Entylomatales. Gene Ontology annotation, molecular function: protein binding.